Molecule: messenger RNA, 867 nt
Organism: Debaryomyces hansenii CBS767
Lineage: Eukaryota; Fungi; Ascomycota; Pichiomycetes; Serinales; Debaryomycetaceae
Product: transcription factor TFIIE subunit
Exons: 1
Coding region: 1-867 (288 amino acids)
Biological process (GO): transcription initiation at RNA polymerase II promoter
Cellular component (GO): transcription factor TFIIE complex
Source: RefSeq, a predicted model, not a curated record
AUGUCAGAUCUUUCGGCUCAACUAUCUGCUUUCAAAAAUAAAAUCAGAAGCGGGCCUUCUGUCACUGUUGCCAGAAGGGCAGUUACACCUGCCAAGUCAAAUGAUUCCAGCAAUGCUAAUCCCAGUAAUGCCUAUAAUAAUAGAAACGGUGUUUCUAACGGAACCCCUAAUAAAAGACCAGGAAGUGAUACAAUUACUGAAGCUAUCAAGAGGCAAAAAGCGUCUACAGGAGGCAUGUCGGGAUCACAUUUAUCAACUCAAUUACAUUUAGCGGUUGAAUAUAUUAAACAGCACGAUUUUCCUAUUACAGUAUCGAAGUUACAGAACUAUCUUUCGUUUGACAUAAGUGCCACGUUGCUUCCGUUAUUGAAGGAGAUUGAUCGUAUAAAAUUCAAUCCCGAAGAUAAUACAUUGGAAUAUGUCUCGUUGCACAAUAUUAGGUCUUCGGAUGACUUGUUGAAUUUCUUAAGAUCGCAGCCGACUUUCAGAGGUAUAUCCGUUAAGGAGUUAAAGGAUGGAUGGGCCGGAUGUCUGCAGGCCAUCAAUGAGUUGGAAGAACAGAGUAAAGUUUUGGUUUUAAGAAAUAAAAAGGAAAAUACCCCCAGACUUGUAUGGGCAAACCUUGGAGGAGAAAUGGGUUUAAUUGACGAUGAGUUUUGUGACAUGUGGUCUAAUGUCAAAUUGCCUGAACCGGAUAGCUUGUAUCAAGCAUUAAUAGAUCAAGGUUUAAAGCCUACCGGAGCCGAUCCUCAGACAAUUAAAAAGAAACCGCAACAACAAGAAAAGAAACAAAAGAAAGCAAGAAGAGGUAAGGUUACCAACACUCAUAUGAAAGGCAUAUUGAAGGACUACUCGGAAUUAGUAUAA